This is a messenger RNA of Hibiscus syriacus, 1428 nucleotides long. RefSeq names its product transcription factor MYB12-like. The transcript has 3 exons. The coding region runs from base 375 to 1262 and encodes 295 amino acids. The record is from RefSeq and is a predicted model, not a curated record. NCBI's taxonomy places the organism in Eukaryota, Viridiplantae, Streptophyta, Magnoliopsida, Malvales, Malvaceae.
AGGAGAUUGGUAGGAGAGCAUUAAGGCUCAACGUGGGAGACGCAUACCCUUGAUGAUCCCUAUGGACGGCAGCAAUGCCACGACGACACUCUAUGACUCCGGUCUCAACCCAAACGUGGCGCCAUGUGUCACCACAAAUACAAUCCCCCCAAUCACGUGCGCCACCACAAACCCUCCCUCCCUUGUUUUUCUCUAUAUAUAUUUACAACUUUCACCUUUUACAAACCGAUCAUCCAAAUAGCAACAAUUUGUUACCAAAAAAAAAUUGUUUUAAUAUUGUCGGUACCUGAACAAGUCAACCUGCUGGUGUAGUUACUUUGGGGGGCUUCUCAUUUUAGCCAGCGAUCGACAAAGUUUUAUUACUCUUCCCGGACAUGGGGAGAGCGCCUUGCUGUGAAAAGGUAGGGUUGAAGAGAGGGAGGUGGACGAAGGAAGAGGAUGAGCUAUUGACCAAGUAUAUUCAAGCUAAUGGUGAAGGCUCUUGGAGAUCAUUGCCCAAGAAUGCAGGGUUACUGAGGUGUGGGAAGAGUUGUAGACUACGGUGGAUUAACUACUUGAGAGCUGACAUAAAAAGGGGAAACUUUACUGCCCAAGAGGAAGAACUCGUCCUUAAUUUGCAUGCUUCUUUGGGAAAUAGGUGGUCUUUAAUCGCCAGUCACUUAUCAGGAAGAACAGACAACGAGAUAAAGAAUUACUGGAACUCGCAUUUGAGUAGAAAAAUUCACAGCUUUAGAAGGUCAUUUACCCACACAAUCCCCGUCGUCAUGGACUUCAACAAGGCCGUCAUCGCCAAGCGUAAAGGAGGAAGAAACACUAAACCCUCAACUAAGAAACCUAUAGAAAACCCUCGAGUAGAUGAAACGGUGCCGUCUCCAUCCACCGCAGCAUUAGAAAAAGAAAUCCUGUCCAUUAUUUCGGUGGAAGAUAAGGAAGGAACCAGCAUGGAGAAUUCAAUGGUGUGCCCUAGUGGUGGAAUUUUAGCUCUACUUGAGAGCAUUGAAAGCAAUGGGAUGACGUGGUUUGAUGACAUAACGAAUAGUGAAUUGCUACAACCACAUGGGGAUUUGGAUUUUAGUGAAAUGACAGCUAAUAAUAAUAAUGAAAUAGUAGGUUGGAAUUGUACUGGUGGAGGAGGCGGAGAUAGUGGGAAUGAUUGGGACUUCAUGUGUUCUUGGCCAUGGGAACCUGAUGAUAAUAAUGUCCAUGGAGAACCACAUAAAUUGAACCAUGACUUUGACCGUCAUACUUGGCUUUACUCUUAAUGCACUAUGUUGAAUCUCGCGACCGAUUUUAGUUGGCAAAAGAGGAUUUUUUUUUUCUAGAGAAAAGUUCUAUCCUCUUAGAGCCAACCUCUUUUAGUUGUAGUUGUUCCCCUUUGUUUCUUCUUUGUGGAUUAUGUUGGAUUUUUUUAUCCACUUCGCUGUCAAU